Drosophila montana is the source of this 2690-nucleotide messenger RNA. It is a transcript of the gene Pp1alpha-96A, whose product is annotated as Protein phosphatase 1alpha at 96A. The transcript has 5 exons. Lineage: Eukaryota; Metazoa; Arthropoda; Insecta; Diptera; Drosophilidae. The coding region runs from base 507 to 1490 and encodes 327 amino acids. The record is from RefSeq and is a predicted model, not a curated record. Gene Ontology annotation, cellular component: cytoplasm; nucleus. Gene Ontology annotation, molecular function: protein serine/threonine phosphatase activity.
AGAUUGCGAUGCGGCGAAGUGUGGUUGCGCGAAAAAAUUUCUUGACGUCGCAAAUAUCUACAAUAACUUGCAAUAAAUGCUUUAAAACGCAGUCAAACAGCACGCAAAACAGUGACAAACGCUGAACGUACAUGGCGUAAUAGCUAAAGUAUUGAAAAUCCGCAGCAGCAGUUCAAAGCAGCGCUGCUAAUUUAUAUUACCUGACGACGACUUCACACACACUCCCACACACAUAUAUACACACAAACGCACAAAUUGCCCUCCGCCCCCUGCUACCCGCGCACACAUCGAUGAAAUAACAUACAUAACGUAUACCGAAAAUACAUAAACUUACGCUAAAAUAACGGAGCCAGCAGUAGCAAUCGUAGCGGACACAGGUAAACAGAUAAGAAAACAGACGGAGCCACAUACAUAGGUACAGGUAUCAGCUCCCGCAGCAGCAGCAGCAACAACAACAACAGCAGCAACAGUAGCAGUAGCAGUGUGGAGGAGAGUCGCAGUAAAACAUGUCCGACAUCAUGAAUAUUGACAGCAUUAUCUCGCGUCUUCUAGAAGUUCGUGGUGCACGUCCAGGCAAAAAUGUGCAGUUAUCGGAGAGCGAAAUACGGAGUUUAUGCUUGAAAUCGCGUGAAAUAUUCCUAUCACAGCCCAUACUAUUGGAACUGGAGGCUCCGCUCAAGAUAUGCGGUGACAUACACGGACAAUAUUACGAUCUAUUGCGUCUGUUUGAAUACGGUGGUUUCCCGCCCGAAUCGAAUUAUCUAUUUCUUGGCGAUUAUGUGGAUCGUGGCAAACAAUCUCUGGAGACGAUAUGCCUCUUGUUGGCCUAUAAAAUCAAAUAUUCAGAGAAUUUUUUUUUGCUGCGCGGCAAUCACGAAUGCGCCAGCAUUAAUCGCAUCUACGGGUUCUAUGAUGAAUGCAAGCGACGCUAUACCAUAAAGCUGUGGAAAACAUUUACGGAUUGCUUUAACUGCCUGCCCGUGGCGGCAAUUGUGGAUGAAAAAAUAUUUUGCUGCCACGGCGGCCUGAGUCCCGAUUUGUCCUCAAUGGAACAAAUCCGACGCAUUAUGAGGCCAACGGACGUGCCGGAUCAGGGCCUGCUUUGCGAUCUCUUGUGGUCGGACCCCGACAAGGAUACCAUGGGCUGGGGCGAAAAUGAUCGCGGUGUAAGCUUCACGUUUGGAGCAGAGGUUGUGGGCAAAUUUCUACAGAAGCAUGAAUUCGACCUAAUAUGUCGUGCACAUCAAGUUGUGGAGGAUGGUUACGAGUUCUUUGCCAAGCGCCAGCUGGUUACGCUCUUCUCGGCGCCCAACUAUUGCGGUGAAUUUGACAAUGCGGGUGCCAUGAUGUCCGUAGAUGACACAUUGAUGUGCUCCUUUCAGAUAUUGAAACCCGCCGAUAAACGACGAUUUGUUUAUCCAAACUUUGGCAGCUCAGGGCGUCCGCUAACACCGCCUCGCGGCGCAAACAACAAGAAUAAGAAAAAAUAAACGCUACACAAAAAACAGCAACAAUAAUUUACAUCUACAAAAAACAGCAACAAAAACGGCCACACAAAAAACCAAUUUAAAACGCAAAAAUGUUUGUUUUUAUCGAAUAUGUGUAAUCGAAUCGUGAGCAACGUUAUAAGGAUAUAAAAAAUUAUUUUCAUUUGAAAAGUACUACAAACCAACACCCCCAUACACACACAUACACAAAUUGAGACACUUUAGUUCAAACUAAUUGUAGUGUUAAACACUGCAUAAGCAAGAAUAUCUCUUAAUGUAUUAAUUUUGUUUUGUUAUAGUUUUUCCUUGCGCAAUGCGAACACAAAACCGAAACACACACACGCACACACACACAGAAACGUACAGUAGGUAUGAAAAGUGCACACACACCAGUUGUAUUUAUUGCAUAUUUAUCUCGCACAGCAUUUUUCGGUUCUUUGCAUAGCACAACAACCAAGCAUAGGAUUCUUUCCUUUAUAUUGUAAUAUUUUUUUAAUAUAGCAAAUGGUAAAAUGUUAUUUUUUAUAAUUAUUUUGAAUUUUAAUCAACACUUUUGAUAUGUGUGUGAGUUGAAAACAUAUGCAUUGCAAAAGUAUGUACGUAUUUUUAGCGCGAUAUAUAUAUACUUAAUAUAUAUAUAUAUAUAUAUAUAUAUAUCAUUUUUUAAACUAUUACUCAUCAUUAAAAUUCUACUACAUGUUUACUUAGUUUUAAAGCAAGCAAAUUUAGCUCGAAAGUACAUAAGUUUGAAUUGUUUACACCAAAAAUAUUAAAAUAAACAAAAAUGUGUAUAUUUUUAAAUUGUAUGCGUUGACGAUUAAAUAUGUAACACACAAAACGUGCAUACGAAGAAAAUUACAAAUGAAAUCUACAAAAAUAAAAAAAAACUACAAUAACUAUACUUAAAUUAACAAUAAAAUCAAUUGCAAAAGGCAAUUUUGUUUAACAAAGCAAAAAUACAAUGAAUUGCUAAACAAGGCAACACAAAUUUCUAUCCAAAAGCUGAACAGCUCCUUGAGAGCAGCAUACUUUUGAGUGGCACUGUGUGCCCUCUGCUGACGUCAGCGACGCGGCAGAUAAGGUUACAAGCAGGAACUACGAUUUAAAAAAAAUUAUAUAUGCAUAUAGAAAUAUAUAUAUAACUAUAUGAAUAUGUGAAUGUAUUAAAUAAAAUUGUAAACAUGUGAAUCACACAAACAGAUA